Schistocerca cancellata (South American locust) is the source of this 2337-nucleotide messenger RNA. RefSeq lists its product as uncharacterized. Gene Ontology annotation, molecular function: damaged DNA binding. The transcript is spliced from 11 exons. Bases 130 to 1914 code for a protein of 594 amino acids. Gene Ontology annotation, cellular component: nucleus. Gene Ontology annotation, biological process: single strand break repair; base-excision repair. The record is from RefSeq and is a predicted model, not a curated record. NCBI's taxonomy places the organism in Eukaryota, Metazoa, Arthropoda, Insecta, Orthoptera, Acrididae.
UGAUGUGAUAGUCUCUUUAACACAAAUGCUUUGACUGCGCGGGAAGUCGUACAGUAUUGUGAAAAAGAGUUGUUUAUGUGUUGGCAGUAUAUAUGUAAAUAUUUUCGCAUACGAGUGUGAAAAGUAACAAUGCCGGAGGUACAAUUAGUGAAAGUGAUCAGCUGUAAUUUUCAGGAUCCAAAGCAUCAAGUAACAAAUUUGCUCCGUGGGAAUUUUGGGAAAUGGCUGUGUCCUCUUCCAAGAAAAAAUAUGUCAAUGGAGGCAGUGUUUAUGAUGGAAAGAGCUUGUGUUAUAAGUGGAAUAAACAUAGGAAAUUGUGGUUCAGCGUUUGUGACAGUUUCUGUAUCACAUUAUGGAUCAUCAGAAUUUGAAACACUUCUGCCAUCAUCAGUUUUAAUGGAUCGACAACAGACUAAAAGUGGGUCAGGAAAAACAUCUGUGCUGAUGUUUUCAAGAGAUAAGUUUUGUGAAAAUGUGAGAGAAAACAAAUGGGGUAUCAUAAAAAUUACUUGUACGCAACCAUUUGAUACUCAUGUUCCAUUUGGUUUGAGUUUUAUCCACAUAAUAACAUUUGAAAAAGAUACUGUCUUUGCUGAUACAAGUGGAAAAGAAAACAGGAUUAUGGCAAAAAGGAACAUAUACAAUAAAGCAAGCAUUUCCAGGCCACAGUCAGAUGUUAUUCAAAAAGUAGCUGCAGCUUCACCACGUUCACUGGAGCUCAUGAAAGCUUGUAUGAACCUUCAUAAUUCCGACAACAGAGGGAAGAUAUCAGAAACAGUCGAUUGUGCUAAAGAAAUGCCAUUAAGAGAAAAUGUUUCCAGAACUGAAAAGCUAUCAAAUGGUCUGUCUGGUACAGAUUCAAGGCGCAGCAAAUGCCCAAUUUGUUGUGGUUCAUAUGAGGUAACAGAAAUUGAAGCCCAUGCAGCACAGUGCACUGGUGUGUCAAACAGCAAUUCAGCUAUUGAAGAGAAUGAUGAAGUGAUGUGUCCAGUAUGCAAGUGUAAAUUUAGUUCGGAAUAUAUUGCAUCACAUGCUGAUGCUUGUGCAGAGAAGCGACUUGACAGUACCACAAAAAGUGCAAUCUCAAGCCCUCAGGCAGGACGACACAAAUCACUGAAAUUUGUAAAUUCAUAUGAAGAGCAAGGCCAGAAAACACCUCCGAAUAAGGAAGAAAAAGACUGUGAUAUUAAAUUUAGACAUCGAGUUAUAGCUUUCCUUGACACUGAGAAUGUGUUGGCAAAGUACAUGAAACAUAUAACAAUUGGUGAACUACGAAGAUUGUAUGAACAAACAACAAAAGAGUCCCUUCAGAGUCACGAAAUCAAAAAGUUUGCUGCAGUUGUAAGAAGUUAUCUUAGAGCGUACUCGGAUUCAGAGGGAAAAAGCAGCAGCAGUAAGGUUUCAGAUAAUCAGGAUGUUAUAGGAAGGCAUCCUGUAUGUAGGAGAAAUCUUCUAAGUUUAGAAGAUUCCGCAAAUGCACAAAACAGGGAUGAUUGUGAAGAAGAUGAUUUCAUCAGCAGAAAUGUUAUAAUCCAUGCAUCACCCACAACACCGACCAAAAGAAUUGACUCUCUUCACACACCUAAAAGAAAGAAUUUGGAGAGUGGACCUUUUAGGAGGAAACGAUUGGCUAAUGGUAUGCACAGUUCAGAUGCCACUUAUGAUGGUAGUAACUCUGAACCUAAUACAGUGCACACUAUAUUGGAGGACGGCGCACACAUGGUCCAGUGCCAUCUGUGUGAAGAGUUCUUCAGUAUAGCAGACAUAGGAAAUCAUUCUUCAACCUGCAUUGUUCCUGCUGAUAUUCAUCAGCUGAAUUCAGAAAGAGAGAUCUGUCCAAUAUGUGAUGAACUGAUUGCGAAGGAUUGUAUUGAGCAACACGCUGCUCUCUGCGCGGAAAAUAAAUUUGGGUAGUGCCUGAUUAUUAAUUGUAAUUGUUUCCCGAAUUACUAUCAUGUGAACGUCUUCCGGAGAAAUUACCUGAACAUUGUGGCCUUGUGGUGCUGUACAUACAACAUGUUUAAUGGAAUUGUAAUGAUUUUUUUGUGAUAGUCUCAAAUAUUUUAUGUACAUGUCUGUGUGUGAGUUACUGUGCUCGCUGUCAGCAUAUUCACUAAACUUUUAUGUAUUUGUAAUUAUUUAGCACAAAUAGUUGGGAAUAUAUGAUGUUGGAGUUCAGUCAUGUAAAAUUUUCUAAAUGAUAUUAUAGUCGUCUUUUGACAGUAAAAUUAUUUAUUUGUACAAUCCACUAUUGCAUUCAGUUCAUGGGGCCACCAUUAUCAAGUGAAAACACUUUCCAAAUUCUGAACACUUUCCAAAUUCUGUGUCUGUUAAAAA